This is a messenger RNA of Myxocyprinus asiaticus (Chinese sucker), 4291 nucleotides long. RefSeq names its product polypeptide N-acetylgalactosaminyltransferase 12-like. The transcript has 10 exons. The coding region runs from base 398 to 2137 and encodes 579 amino acids. Lineage: Eukaryota; Metazoa; Chordata; Actinopteri; Cypriniformes; Catostomidae. The record is from RefSeq and is a predicted model, not a curated record. Gene Ontology annotation, cellular component: Golgi apparatus.
AGCUUGGGCAUCACAGGCGCGUACUUUUUGCGCAUGUUAAGGCGCUGAUUCGGAACUCCGGAGAAUGCGCAAAACUUACGCGUUUACGAUGUUCCAAUUUUCUGUCUAGGUAGUUUACUCGGGGUUUGAGACACAGCCAAUAUUUCAACAUUUGGUUUCAGCCACAAACCUAAAGACAAACAAGCCAACUUUCGCUUCGCUCGGAUCGCAUACAUUUGAUACCAUCAGUAAUUGGUUUCCCGACAACUGCAAUCGGCUUUAAAAGGAAAUCUGGCACUUUUCAAAAAUGGGAUCUUCUUACGUAGGCGGCUGCGAACUUCUCUUGAACUUCUCACGAGAUUGAACUUUGGAUGAGAGACAAUUUAAAGGGAACCAAGACGACCAGAAAGGACAAAACAUGGUAAUAUGUGGCAGACGUAGUCGGUCCAAGUUCAUUCUGUGCGUUCUCGGAGCGUUUGUUGCGGGAUAUUUAAUAUUUCCUAAGGACACUCAGAGUGAUGUCGGGCUGGCGAGUCGAAGAGAAGUACCAGUCGUGGAGCGCAGCAAUGUGGACGAGGAGUUUUUAAAGAGACCUGUUUAUGAGAAGCCUCCUCUGGAUAUGAAUGCAUUGGGGGAGAUGGGCAGAGCUGUCAAACUGGACUUGACCGAUGAGGAGAAGCGAGAGCAGGAAGAGAGCAUCAAAAAACAUCAAAUAAACACUUAUGUCAGCGAUAAAAUAUCACUACACCGCAGACUGCCUGAAAGAUGGAACCCACUAUGUAAAACCCUAAAAUAUGACUACCUGAGCUUGCCCACAACCUCAGUAGUGAUAGCCUUCUACAAUGAAGCGUGGUCUACACUCCUGCGGACAGUGCACAGUGUCCUGGAGACCUCGCCUGACCUGCUGCUCACAGAAGUGAUCCUGGUGGAUGACUACAGUGACAGAGAUCAUUUAAAAGAGCCUCUUGAGCGCUACAUUGCCAAUCUCAAAAAGGUGCGUCUGAUCCGAGCGAGGAAGAGAGAGGGUUUGGUGAGAGCGCGGCUCCUGGGGGCGUCCAUUGCCACAGGAGAAGUGCUGACCUUCCUGGACUGCCACUGUGAGAGUCAUGAGGGCUGGUUAGAGCCAUUACUCCAAAGAAUAAAGAAGGAGCCCUCUGCUGUGGUGUGUCCAGUUAUUGACGUUAUUGACUGGAACACCUUUCAAUACCUGGGCAACCCUGGAGAACCGCAGAUCGGAGGAUUUGAUUGGCGAUUGGUGUUUACGUGGCAUGCUGUCCCAGAACAUGAACAGAAACGCAGAAGUGCCGCCACUGAUGUUAUUAGGUCUCCUACAAUGGCUGGUGGUUUAUUUGCAGUCAAUAAGAAGUACUUCCAUUACCUGGGCACAUAUGACACAGGAAUGGAGGUUUGGGGUGGAGAGAACCUGGAGUUUUCAUUCAGAAUCUGGCAGUGUGGAGGGAGUCUGGAGAUCCACCCUUGCUCGCAUGUGGGUCAUGUCUUCCCGAAGAAAGCGCCAUACUCGAGAAGCAAGGCUUUGUCCAACAGCGUGCGGGCAGCAGAAGUCUGGAUGGAUGUAUACAAAGACAUGUAUUACCAUCGCAACCCCCUUGCCCGUCUGGAGGCAUAUGGUGAUGUGACAGACAGACGGAAACUCAGAAUGCGUCUUGGCUGUAAGGACUUUAAAUGGUACUUGGACAACAUCUAUCCUGACAUUCAAGUCCCGGAAGACAGGCCUGGCAUGUAUGGGAUGCUGAAGAAUAAAGGAAGGGCCAACUACUGCUUUGACUACAACCCUCCUGAUGAUCGUAAUAUUGCUGGUCACAGGGUCAUUCUUUACCCAUGUCAUGGCAUGGGUCAUAACCAGUUCUUUGAGUACUCCACACUCCAAGAGAUCCGUUACAACACUAGGGAGCCUGCAGGCUGUAUCGUAGCUGAUCCCGUCUCAACCUUCCUUACAAUGCAUCACUGCAGUAAGCCCAGGGAAGCUGUGCCUGAAGACCAGAAGUUUGAGUUCAGAGAGGAUGGCACUUUCUAUCACAUUCAGACUCAGCAGUGUGUUGAGGCAGUGGACCAGACUGACACCGGCAGCCCUGGCCCCGCUCUCCGACCCUGCUCCGGCUCUGCCUACCAGAAGUGGUUCUUUGAAGAGAGAACAUAGCAGCGCUUCUCUACACCUUUCGCUUGCCCUCGAGAUAGAAAGGGCAUUUAAUAUGGGCAGCUUUGACCAGCUCCCAGCAGUUUAUUGACCAUUCCACUCUCUUUCUGCUAAGGUUUCAUAGUGCCUUCCUGGUAUAUGACUUGUACAGCACAGGCUGUAUAGAUAAGAUCUAACACCAUCAUACAGUUCAUUGCAGUAAAUUGAAAGAAUAGUUCACCCAAAAAAUGAAAAUUCUGUCAAUAGUAACUCACCCUCAACCAUAUGACUUUUUUUCUUCUGUGGAAAAGGAGAUGCUAUGCAGAAUGGCCGCUGAUGUCAGAAUUUUCACUUUUGGCUAAACAAUCACUUUAACGUUUAGAUUAUUUUAAAAGGUUUUUUAGUGAAUUGAAAUUAGUCUUAUCCCUUUCUUAGUCAUUUUUAAUGUGUCAUUUUAGGAACACUGUUUAACAGCUCAUUGUAACCUCUAGGUCUUUAGUCUUUCAGAAUAGACGAUCACUAUCCUUCCACAAGUUGGUACUUUAAUCACUCAGUGCUGCCAGCUCCAUCUGCUGGUGUCUUACCCCUUCCUCCUAUUCUGUAGCUUCUGUUUAUUAUUUUUCCCUUGACCAUAUCUAGUUUUUCUUAAGUGACUAGUAUUUUUAAAAACUCCAAUUCUGUGAUCUGACACUGGCAGUGGCACUCCUGCCCUUCUUUUUCCCACCACUAGAUGGUGCCAAGUCCUCCGUUUUACUUAAUGUCCUGCGGCGUCCUCCGUGUUCUAACACCAGCUCAUAUUUACAUGGAUGUAAUUUUAUCAGCUCACUAUGCAGUGAUUCAGAUGCUGGUUUCAAUACCCAAACAGAGCUGAAAAAUAGAAAAAUGAUUUUUACUGAUAUCUAAAAGGUAGCCUACCUCUUUUAGUCAUUCUCCUGCUGACAAGAACAUAGAACAUGGAUUGUCAAUCAUUUGAGGGGAAUAAAGCAGAGGAGUAGAGGUCACAGCAAAUACUAGAUUGUGGUUGCCAAAUUGCAGUGAUUUCACUCUAUAUUCUCCUUCAAUUAUAGAGAAGCAAUGCUGAAUAGUCAGUUAGGAGUAUGUGAAUAUAAACCUCUUUAAAUUCUGACCAUCUACAGGUCAGUAUCCUAUGCUCGCUGAAUGAUCAUUUCUUUUGGGCUAAUGUCAGUCAUCAUGAAUUUGUUUGAUUAACUUAUCUCACAUUUAUUUAUUACUGCAGUAAAUGCUGGAGUCCCUAUGCAUUGAAGAACAGCGAAUCACUAAAAUGUUUUAAGUGCCUUAUCGUGUGUUCAGAGGAGCACACGUCUCCUGAAGUAUAAGAGGAACUUUUGCUUGUUGACCUUGUUCUGAUGAGGUUUAUGUAGUUUUGUCAUUUGCUAACUUUUUGAUUAAUGUAUUAACAUGGACCCAUAAGGUGAUGGGAACAAUGAACAUUGACAUGGGGCAAAUUUGUUUACUUCUUCCUUUGACCAACAAGUGAUUUCUAUGAGAGAUUGUGACUUGGACUCAAUACUGGACAGAUGAUUCCAGGGCCUUCACAGAUAAACCGAUGAUUCAUACAUUGAUUAUCUUCAGAUAUAAGUGGGAACCAAUUGUGUUUGCACUGGAAGGCUUUUCCUUGUUAGUCAAAGCCUCAAUAUGAUUAUCAAUGGAUUGGCUUGAAAAGGUCAAAUCAAAUGACAACAGUCAUGAUUGUGUAUGAAUGACCAAGAGUCCCAUUGUGUUGCACUUAACAUUAAGAUCAGUCAUUUGGUAAUUCCAUCUUGAAAUUGAAGUAUAAAACACAAACUGUAUUGUACAAACUGUACUGUAAUUGUUUUCUAAAGGUUAUGGAGUACUGGAGACACAUUUUCAUAUUAUGCUGGUCACAUUGACGGUGAGUUUGCACUUAAAUGGUUUAAUUACAUUUAGUUUGGUGUAUUUUUUUUCCCUCAAAACCAUAUGCUGGAAGGAAAAUUCAGGUAAAUAUGCUGUUAUACAAGUGACCUUAACAUAUCAGAAAUGAAGGAAAUUAUUUUUUUACUCUAAAUUCAUUAACUAUGUUUAAUAAAAUAUGUGUUUCAUAACUCAAUAUGCGCAACUGAAAUGAAAAAUUCAUCAACCUAAAAAUUUAAUUCAUGUUCAAGUUUUUACACUUUCAAAUAAAGCCACUGAAUAACA